Messenger RNA from Aspergillus tanneri, 1956 nucleotides. It is a transcript of the gene atg15, whose product is annotated as triglyceride lipase ATG15. Gene Ontology annotation, molecular function: glycerophospholipase activity. The transcript has 2 exons. NCBI's taxonomy places the organism in Eukaryota, Fungi, Ascomycota, Eurotiomycetes, Eurotiales, Aspergillaceae. The record is from RefSeq and is a predicted model, not a curated record. Gene Ontology annotation, biological process: neutral lipid catabolic process; piecemeal microautophagy of the nucleus; multivesicular body membrane disassembly. Bases 1 to 1956 code for a protein of 651 amino acids.
AUGGAAUGUUGUCAGAAGCGGACGAAGAAGCGCUAUUUACCCGGGUUUGGGGCUCUGAACCUUCUCCUGUGUGUUACUCUCCUUUCGACUGUCGCCACCGCCUCCCGGCCUGUAUACUUCGGAUCUCGACAGUCGUUGCCCUUCCUUGGUCCCCAGAUUCCUCUAACGCUUCGGCACCUCUUUCACCGCGGUACAUAUGAACAUCCCGAUCUCCACAAGCGGCUUGACAUUAAGCCGGAUACCCGCCUUUGGGUUCUGUCUGAGGAUGGACUCAAGAAGGAGCCCGUUACGAUAGACGAGCCUUUAAUUGCUUCAUCGCAACCAGUUACUAUCCAACGACUUGUCGAUCGUCGACCAAUGAUUAUCGAAGAGCAUUUGACGGCCGCACGAUCCAGCGGAUUCGCAAUUGCCUUGUCACCGUCGGCGUGGGUCAUGGAUACGUUACCCGGUCCAGAUGUCACCAAAAAGAGAACUGUUCUUACUUUUGCAAAGAUGACUGCAAAUGAUUACAUCGAGGAGCCGGGUAGCGAGGACUGGCAGGAUGUCCAUGGCUCUUUUAAUUACUCAUCUAGCUUUGGCUGGGGAGGAGAUGGUCUCAGGGGCCACAUCUAUGCGGAUAAGAGCAACAGUACUGUUGUGAUAUCUCUCAAGGGUACCUCGCCUGCUCUCUUCGAUGGUGCGGGAACGACUACGAAUGAUAAAGUCAACGACAACCUGUUUUUCAGUUGCUGUUGUGGACAGGGUGGCUCGUACCUCUGGCGCCAAGUAUGUGACUGCCAGAAAUCUGCAUAUACGGCGAACUUGACUUGUAUUGUCGAGGCUAUGCUUGAUGAAACCCGCUAUUACCGUGCAGCGCUUGAUCUCUAUUCUAACGUCACGGAAAUCUACCCCGAUGCAAACAUUUGGUUGACUGGUCAUUCACUGGGAGGUGCCAUGACCAGUUUACUGGGGUUGACAUAUGGAUUGCCUGCUGUCACUUUUGAGGCUGUCCCUGAAGCUCUUCCAGCAGCCCGCUUAGGUCUCCCAAGCCCUCCUGGUCAUGAUCCGAGACUUCCACAAUUGCGGCGUUAUACUGGAGCUUAUCAUUUUGGACACACUGCGGACCCGGUAUAUAUGGGGACCUGCAAUGGGGUUGGUUCGGCUUGUACAUGGGGCGGUUAUGCCAUGGAGUCCGCGUGCCACACCGGCCAGAUGUGCGUCUACGAUACCGUAGGCGAUAAAGGUUGGCGCGUGGGACUUGGAACUCACCGGAUCAAAGCCGUUAUCUCAGAUGUAGUAAAGGCUUACGAUGACGUACCAGCUUGCGCACCUGAGGAGGAAUGCUACGACUGUGAGUUGUGGAAGUUCUUCCACAGUAAUGGCUCAGAGACUACUACCACCACUACUAAAAGCUCAACGAUAUCCACGACGAGUAGUACAUCGACUUCGACAUCUACGUGCAAAACACCCGGCUGGUGGGGCUGCUUGGACGAAACCACCACCACCAGCGCUACUGCCACUUCCACUGCCACUCCCACUCCCACUCCCACUCCCACUCCCACGUCGACGUCGACGUCGACGUGCGAAACACCUGGUUGGUUUGGUUGCAAUGAUAAGAGCAUUACUACCACAGGACCGACUUCCACCGCUGCCGCUACUUCGACGUCAACCUGUAAGACACCUGGGUGGCUUGGAUGCAAGGAUCCGGCGACGACUACAAGCGCAACACCAUCACCUGCACCUACAAUUACAACCACGAUGCCAACCAGGACCGCGUUAUCUACCUCACUAUCUACCUCAUGUAAAAGCCCUGGCUGGUUUGGCUGGUUCGGCUGCCGUGAUCCCACCAGUUCGACGAUUUCUUUCACGACGCCUCUACCUAUCCUAACUUCUACUUGCGAGACUCCAGGAAUUUUCUGGGGCUGUUGGGACACAUCAGCUGUGAACACUAAUCCCACCACCACACCACCGCCAUAA